AUGGUGAUGCGGCGCGUCUGGCAGCCGCCUCAGGACGGGAUCUGGCUUGACAAGAUCAUCCAGACCAACCCAGUGCUCGAGUCCUUUGGCAACGCGAUGACGGUCCGCAACAACAACUCCUCGCGCUUCGGGAAGUGGGUGGAGAUCGGCGUGUCGCAGCGCCUAUCCAUCAAAGGCUGCUCCGUGACGGACUACGGGCUGGAGCUCACCCGCGACAGCUACGUGCCAGGCAGCUUCGCGUACCUCAGGGACUCGCUGUUCCAGGCGCCCGGCGUGAGCGACGAGAAGAAUUUCCAGGAGCUGCAGCAGGGCUUCGACGCCCUCGGCUUCACCGCCAACACCCAGACCGAGGUGUUCCGCAUCGUCAUCGGCAUCCUGACCCUCGGCAACGUGGAGUUCCAGGACGGCGACGGCGGGGCCACCGUGCCCAGCGAGGGCCCGAGCGCCAAGGCGGCCGAGCUGUUCUGCGUCGACGCCGAGGAGCUGCGAAGAUCGAUCGUGGUUCGGAAGAUUAACGUUGCGGGCGAUAUCACCGAGACCUACAGAGAUCCCCCGAAGGCGAGAAGUGCACGCGAUGCACUUGCCCGUCUUCUGUACGGGCGGCUCUUCAAAUGGCUCAUCGCGAAAAUCAACGUCACGCUCUCGACAGGUGAUGGAGCCGUUGAGAGCGACGCCUUCUUCGGCAUCUUAGAUAUAGCUGGAUUCGAGAUGUUGGAGCAGAAUUCGUUGGAGCAGGUCUUUAUCAACCUCAGCAACGAGUUCCUGCAGCGGUUUUUCAAUAUUUCCACGCGGUGGCGGGUUUUUCUUCAAAAGCGAGCAGGCCAGCUAUGCCGAGGAGGGGAUCGAAGUCAAUUUCGACAUUACCUACGCGGAUAA
This is a messenger RNA of Prorocentrum cordatum, 876 nucleotides long. NCBI's taxonomy places the organism in Eukaryota, Dinophyceae, Prorocentrales, Prorocentraceae. The record is from the annotation of a GenBank genome assembly.